UUGGGUUUAGACAAAACGUUGGGUUCAGACAAGACGGUCUUGUCGUUUUUUUUUGGGGAUUCAGACCAGCCAUCGUAGGAGGAAAUGGCAGGUCUCCCUGAUAAUACGACGAACCCUGUCUAUCAAAUUGACGAAUCGCGUUAUGGAAAAAUCGUGUGUUAUGAUCAAUCGCUUCUCUACGAGAAGAGAGAACAAAAGGGAUGGGAGAGUGGAAGCACGCUCGCAUCUUCCCUUCCGUUUUUCAUAACACAACUCUUUGUCGCGAAUCUUAGCUACCGUGUCAUCUACUAUUUAACCCGACCCCUUUAUCUUCCUCCUUUUGUAGCUCAGAUCCUCUGUGGGUUAUUGUUUAGCCCAAGUGUGCUUGGGAACACAGAGUUCAUAAUCCAACAUGUAUUCCCCUACAGAUUCACAAUGGUUCUUGAAACAUUCGCAAACUUAGCUCUUGUCUACAACAUCUUCCUCCUUGGUCUAGGUAUGGACCUUAGGAUGGUGCGGAUUACCGAGCUCAAACCUGUCAUCAUUGCCUCUGCGGGACUUCUUGUUGCCUUACCGGCUGGUGUCUUCCUCUACUACCUUCCCGGAAAUGGCCACCCAGACAAGAUCAUCUCCGGUUGUGUCUUCUGGUCCAUCGCGCUAGCCUGUACCAACUUCCCUGACCUUGCUAGGAUCCUUGCAGAUCUCAAACUCUUGCGGUCUGACAUGGGCCGUACGGCCAUGUGUGCAGCCAUUGUUACUGAUUUGUGCACUUGGGUCCUCCUCAUUUUCGGGUUCGCUUCUUUUUCCAAAGCAGGGACAUGGAACAAAAUGAUGCCGUGGGUGAUACUCACCACAUUCAUGUUCGUCCUCCUUUGCAUCUAUGUGAUCCGUCCGGGAAUUACAUGGAUUUUCGCCAAAACCGUGAAGGCAGGUCAAGUCGGGGACACCCACGUUUGGUUCAUUUUAGGAGGUGUGGUUCUAUGUGGCCUGAUCACAGACGCAUGUGGGGUCCACUCCAUAACCGGGGCAUUCCUGUUUGGUCUAUCCAUCCCUCACGACCACAUCAUACGUAACAUGAUCGAGGAGAAGCUCCAUGACUUCCUCUCUGGAAUCCUCAUGCCUCUCUUCUACAUCAUUUGUGGGUUACGAGCUGAUAUUGGUUACAUGCUCAAAUUCACUGACAAGUUCAUGAUGACUUUAGUCAUUUGCUCUUCCUUCUUAGUAAAAAUCGUUACCACUGUGAUCGUUUCUUUAUUCAUGAAAAUGCCUACUCGUGAUGCUCUCGCUAUCGGAGCUCUGAUGAAUACCAAGGGAACUUUAUCACUUGUCGUCCUUAACGCCGGUCGUGAUACCAAGGCGCUGGAUAGUCCAAUGUACACUCAUAUGACGAUCGCGCUUCUAGUGAUGUCACUAGUGGUCGAGCCACUUCUCGCAGUCGCAUAUAAGCCCAAGAAGAAACUGGUUCACUACAAGCACCGUACGGUCCAAAAGAUCAAAGGAGAAACAGAGUUUCGCGUCUUAGCUUGCGUCCAUAUUCUCCCCAACGUCUCUGGGAUCACCAAUCUCUUACAAGUCUCGAACCCGACCAAACAAUCACCUCUCAACGUAUUCGCCAUUCACCUCGUGGAGCUCACUGGUCGAACCACGGCCUCGCUGCUAAUCAUGAACGACGAGUGCAAACCGAAAGCAAACUUCUCGGACAGAGUCAGAGCAGAGUCCGACCAAAUCGCUGAAACUUUCGAAGCCAUGGAAGUGAACAACGACGCUAUGACUGUUCAAACCAUCACCGCGGUUUCUCCUUACACGACGAUGCACGAAGACAUUUGCGCGUUGGCCGAGGACAAGCGAGUUUGUUUCAUCAUAUUGCCUUACCACAAACACUUGACACCUGACGGUCGGAUGGGAGAAGGAAACUCGUCUCACGCCGACAUUAACCAAAACGUUUUGAGCCACGCGCCUUGCUCGGUCGGGAUUUUAGUUGACCGUGGUAUGGCUAUGGUCCGGUCUGAGUCGUUCCGUGGCGAGCCAAUGAAGAGAGAAGUCGCAAUGCUCUUCGUGGGCGGUCCAGACGACCGUGAGGCUUUAUCAUACGCGUGGAGGAUGGUCGGACAACACGUCAUUAAACUUACUGUGGUAAGAUUCGUCCCGGGACGUGAAGCGCUGAUCUCGGCCGGGAAAGUCGCGGCAGAGUAUGAGAGGGAGAAACAAGUCGACGACGAGUGCAUUUAUGAAUUCAAUUUCAAGACGAUGAACGAUUCUUCAGUGAGAUAUAUUGAAAAAGUGGUCAAUGAUGGUCAAGACACGAUCUCUACGAUCAGAGAAAUGGAAGACAAUAACUCGUAUGAUCUUUACGUUGUUGGAAGAGGAUAUAACUCAGAUUCUCCGGUGACCGCCGGUUUAAACGAUUGGAGCAGUAGUCCUGAGCUAGGCACAAUAGGGGACACAUUAGCUUCGUCGAAUUUCACAAUGCAUGCUUCGGUUUUAGUCAUUCAACAAUACUCUGCCGUCAAUAGACAAGCCGCAGCCGCAGCAGCAGCCACCACUGUUGGAUCGGUCGCUGGAGCCGUCGGUAACAAUCAAGAAUCCAUAGUAGAUGGGGCUAAGACGACUCAUGAUGAUGAGCCAUUUAUGAAGUCUAUGUACGAAGACGAUGGGGAUGAUGAAGAAGAGGAACACAAAUAUGGAAUCCACAGGUAAUGAGAGUUUUAUGCAUUUAUGCUCCUUGAAUCUAUGUUUUUUUUUUCUUUUGAAUUUAUUAGCCAAGAGAAUGUGAAUGAUCUUGAAAAAUGUAAUUGUAUUCAGUUUGGAGAAUUUCCAAUUUUCUCAUUGUGAAACGAUUCAUUUUAAU
This is a messenger RNA of Eutrema salsugineum, 2827 nucleotides long. RefSeq names its product cation/H(+) antiporter 23, chloroplastic. Bases 85 to 2676 code for a protein of 863 amino acids. Gene Ontology annotation, cellular component: endomembrane system; membrane. Lineage: Eukaryota; Viridiplantae; Streptophyta; Magnoliopsida; Brassicales; Brassicaceae. The record is from RefSeq and is a predicted model, not a curated record. Gene Ontology annotation, biological process: regulation of pH; proton transmembrane transport. Gene Ontology annotation, molecular function: antiporter activity. The transcript has 4 exons.